Messenger RNA from Chilo suppressalis (striped riceborer), 505 nucleotides. The record is from the annotation of a GenBank genome assembly. Lineage: Eukaryota; Metazoa; Arthropoda; Insecta; Lepidoptera; Crambidae.
AAUCAGUUUUGAGGAGGAAGUUAAUAAAUAUAAAUAAUAAAUAUGAACCCGUUGUCAACGUACCUACUCCAAUCUGUAGCUUUGGACGUGGUCAAAUCCUCCGAACACGUUAAAAGGAUUUUACUUUUAAUUAAAAACCACCGUCCAAAUCUGGGAAAAGUGACAGACGAAAUUAUAAAGGAAGCAACUGCUGUUGCGGAGAAAGUCGGACUGGAGGAGCACAUUUCAUCAAUGCCGCGUAUUACGGGGAAACAACGUCAUAGAAGCAAUCAUCCAGCAGAAAGCCCUCCAGAAUACUGGAAGAGGUCUUUAGUAAUACCAUACUUGGAUUCAAUUAUCACCUCCCUUGAAGUACGUUUUGCUGAAGAAAACACGCCAUCAUUCGUAUUAUCUAAGUUACACCCGGCGCACAUGUAAAAGAUGACAACUGAAAAUCUGAAACGGAAAAAGCAUUGAAAAUGAUCGCUUUACCAUGCACGACCUGUACAGUACAGCGAUCCUUUAG